CAAUUUUUUUGCUUGAGAUUUCUGCAGCGCUCGUGUCGAGUGCGCAUUUUGCUUCACAACCUACCCCGCCAUUUCUAGAUCUACCGGUUAGAUCUAGAAAUUCCUGCGAACUACCGCAAACAUGGCUACCGACAAGGGACUCGAGGACGUCCCCGAGGGACAGAUCGAGUCUAACUACGAUGAGACGGUCGACUCUUUCGACGAGAUGAACCUGAAGCCCGAGCUGCUUCGCGGCAUCUACGCUUAUGGUUUUGAGCGCCCGUCUGCUAUUCAGCAGCGCGCUAUCAUGCCGGUCAUCAAGGGUCACGAUGUCAUUGCUCAGGCCCAGUCAGGUACCGGAAAGACCGCAACCUUCUCCAUCUCAGUCCUCCAGAAGAUCGACCCCAAUCUCAAGGCGUGCCAGGCGCUCAUCCUCGCCCCCACCCGUGAGCUUGCCCAGCAGAUCCAGAAGGUCGUUGUCGCCAUCGGUGACUUCAUGAAUGUCGAGUGCCACGCCUGCAUUGGUGGCACCAGCGUCCGUGAUGACAUGAAGGCCCUUCAGGAGGGUCCCCAGGUCGUUGUCGGCACCCCCGGCCGUGUCCAGGACAUGAUCCAGCGCCGCUUCCUCAAGACGGAUAACAUGAAGAUGUUCGUCCUCGAUGAAGCCGACGAGAUGCUUUCGCGCGGUUUCACUGAGCAAAUCUACGAUAUCUUCCAGUUGUUGCCGCAGUCCACCCAGGUUGUCCUACUUUCGGCCACGAUGCCCCAGGACGUUCUCGAGGUCACAACCAAAUUCAUGCGUGACCCGGUCCGCAUCCUGGUCAAGAAGGACGAGCUUACUCUCGAGGGUAUUAAGCAGUUCUACAUUGCCGUCGAGAAGGAGGACUGGAAGCUCGACACUCUUUCGGAUCUUUACGAGACGGUCACCAUCACCCAGGCUGUUAUCUUCUGCAACACGCGCCGCAAGGUCGACUGGCUGACUGACAAGCUCACCGCUCGCGACUUCACUGUGUCUGCCAUGCACGGCGACAUGGAUCAGGCUCAGCGUGACCUGAUUAUGAAAGAAUUCCGUUCCGGCUCCUCUCGUGUCCUGAUCGCCACCGACCUUCUGGCCCGUGGCAUCGAUGUCCAGCAGGUCUCGCUGGUCAUUAACUACGACCUUCCGGCCAACCGGGAGAACUACAUCCACCGCAUUGGUCGCGGCGGUCGCUUCGGUCGCAAGGGUGUCGCCAUCAACUUCGUUACUGCCGAUGAUGUGCGCAUGAUGCGCGAAAUCGAACAAUUCUACAGCACCCAGAUUGAGGAGAUGCCGAUGAACGUGGCCGACCUGAUUUAAAACUGUCAAGGUAUCAAGCGACAUCAUACACUCUUCCAUCUCAGCAUUCACCUGGACACAUCCCGCACGUUGGCAUCGGUGUUUCGCACUAUACUGAGGGACAUUGUGCUGGGUGGUGGUUCUGGUAGGAAGAGAAGGGAGCUGCGUGGCUGAUUGGGUUUUUUUUUUUUUUAUUUGCCCUGUUUCGCGGGGGCCUAGCAUCUGGUUGACAUACCAAAAGCUCUGAUAGGGGUUUCGGCGCCUGCAUCUUAAUGACUGAAUGG
Molecule: messenger RNA, 1578 nt
Organism: Parathielavia appendiculata
Lineage: Eukaryota; Fungi; Ascomycota; Sordariomycetes; Sordariales; Chaetomiaceae
Product: ATP-dependent RNA helicase eIF4A
Exons: 5
Coding region: 122-1315 (397 amino acids)
Molecular function (GO): RNA binding; RNA helicase activity; ATP binding
Source: RefSeq, a predicted model, not a curated record